CUUAAACCCAAAGAAAAACCAGAAGAACCAUAAUUCCUAGUAUGCUUCCACCAUAGAAACUAGAGUGCUUGUGUUGGUGCUGUUCUCCAAUCUACAGACUCAAUGGAAGAAGGUCCUCUCUGUUCUCUCUUUAGUAGUUUGGUCUUACCAUUGGAAGCUGUAAUGGAACCAAGAUGGAAGGGGAAGAAUGCAGAAACUAAAGCUCUUGCCGAUCCUAAGUCAAAAAUAGUAGAACGGCUUCAAUCUUCUCUAUGUAAAUCAGACGCACAAGGGUUUCUCUUAGAUUCUGUUGUGCUUCUCCCAGUUGGCCAUGAACAGAUUGAAGUUAUUGAACUACUGAAUCGUUCUUUUUUCGGAAGACCUAGACCUAAUUCAUAUGAACAUAAACAAUGGUAUGAGCUAGACUUUGAGGAAGCUUUUUAUUUGUGCUCUUCUCUUGAAUGCCUUAAGAUUAUGGAUGAAAAUAAGUGUCUGGUAGUUAAUAAUGAUCUAUGGAAAUACAUGAAGUCAAAGAGUAAAGCAUUUCCUGAGUCCUACAUUGCAUAUUCUCAUCUUCGAAAUAAAGACUGGGUAGUAAAAGAUGGGUCAAAGUACGGUGCAGAUUUUGUGGCUUACCGCCAUCACCCAUCUCUGGUUCAUUCUGAAUUUGCUGUCAUUCUUGAAUUCGACAAGAGUCAUAGGUUACGGGUAUUGUCAGAUGUUAAAUGUGCGGUUCGUAUUUGUGCUAGUGUAGCUAAAACCUUAUUGGUUUUGAGGAUUAACACCAAAGAUUGUGAUUUCGUAUCUCCUCCAGAAUUGGAUCUUUACAAAGUUGAAGAGAUGAUUCCAGAGCAGCACCUACACAUUAGAAAAAGGUUGAUUUCAACACAAGAGAUCCCAACACUUCCUACCAAAGACAUUAGUACUGUUUCAGUGCCUGCCUCUUCAAUCUCCAGGAUCCAACCUAAAAAAGCUCCUCUCUCUCUGUCUGUCGCUGAAUCUUUUAUCCUGAGUGAAGUGCAAUUUUUGGGAGAACGGGACCAAGAUGGAAGGGAAAGAAGAGUGCAGAAGCUAAAGCUCUUGCUGAUCCUAUGUCAAAAAUAGUUGAACAGCUUCAAUCCUCUCUUCUUAAAUUGGAAACACAGGGGUUUCUCUUAAAUUCUGCUGUGCUUCUCUCAGUUGAUGUUGAACAAAUUGAACUGCUGGAGCGUUCUUGUUUCGGACAACCUAUAAGCUCCGAGGAAGCUUUGAGGAAGCUUUUAAUUUCCGCAGAUGAAGAUAAACAAUGGUAUGAGCUAAGCUUUGAGGAAGCUUUUUAUUUGUGCUAUUCUCUUGAAUGCGUUCGGAUUAGGGAUGAAAAUAAGUGUUUGGUGUCCAGUAAUGAUGUAUGGCAAUACAUGAAGUCAAAGAGAAGAGCAUUUCCUGAGUUCUACAUUGCGUAUUCUCAUCUCCGAAAGAAAAACUGGGUAGUAAGAUCUGGGUUACAGUAUGGUGCAGAUUUUGUGGCCUACCGCCAUCACCCAUCUCUGGUUCAUUCUGAAUUUGUUGUC
Messenger RNA from Papaver somniferum (opium poppy), 1529 nucleotides. Its product is annotated as tRNA-splicing endonuclease subunit Sen2-2. Gene Ontology annotation, molecular function: nucleic acid binding; tRNA-intron lyase activity. The transcript is spliced from 3 exons. Lineage: Eukaryota; Viridiplantae; Streptophyta; Magnoliopsida; Ranunculales; Papaveraceae. The record is from RefSeq and is a predicted model, not a curated record. Gene Ontology annotation, cellular component: tRNA-intron endonuclease complex. The coding region runs from base 103 to 1083 and encodes 326 amino acids. Gene Ontology annotation, biological process: tRNA-type intron splice site recognition and cleavage; tRNA splicing, via endonucleolytic cleavage and ligation.